UAAUAAAGAUUGACUUUUCAUAGGAGCCACAAUAUUUAGAAAUAUCUAAAAAUGUGCGUAAAUAUCUCGCGUAAUUACUAAUGCGACAUGUAUCGUCAUGAUGUAACACUAUCAGCUAAUACCGAGAAGCGUUUCUCCCCUUCCGUCGUUGUAUCUUUUCAUGAUAUCUGCGCAUGCUCUUCACACAUUUAUAACUUUCUACGUCGUGUCCGACGAAAGCGAUGAAGUGUCUCAGUUUGUCUGCAAUAUUAUUACGUUACGAUGGAUUCGUCAUUGCUUGCGUCGCCCUUUGUGUUAUUAUUGAGUACUCUGGUUGUUAUCGGCAUUUUGAAAACUGUCGCUCUGCUGCACCACACAUAUUUUUAUUGGAAAAAUAAGGGCCUACCUUACCUGCCAAAUUCCCUAUCAUCUUAUAUAACGACUUGGAAAUUGUUUCUGGGUUACACUUUUUCCGAUUAUUACCAAUAUUUGUACGACUACUUCCCAGAUGCUAAAUAUGUUGGGAUAAUGGAUUUAUUAUCGCCUGCCGUGCUUCUGCGCGAUCCCGAGCUGAUUAGAGACGUCUUGGUAAAGAAUUUUGAACAUUUCCCGGAUCAUCGCAGCUUCCUUGACGAAAGCGUAGAGCCGUUGUUUACCAAGAACAUCUUC
Molecule: messenger RNA, 648 nt
Organism: Wasmannia auropunctata (little fire ant)
Lineage: Eukaryota; Metazoa; Arthropoda; Insecta; Hymenoptera; Formicidae
Product: cytochrome P450 9e2-like
Exons: 1
Molecular function (GO): iron ion binding; oxidoreductase activity, acting on paired donors, with incorporation or reduction of molecular oxygen; monooxygenase activity
Source: RefSeq, a predicted model, not a curated record